Messenger RNA from Puccinia triticina, 996 nucleotides. RefSeq lists its product as uncharacterized. Gene Ontology annotation, biological process: oxaloacetate metabolic process; L-glutamine metabolic process. Lineage: Eukaryota; Fungi; Basidiomycota; Pucciniomycetes; Pucciniales; Pucciniaceae. The coding region runs from base 1 to 996 and encodes 331 amino acids. The transcript is spliced from 6 exons. The record is from RefSeq and is a predicted model, not a curated record. Gene Ontology annotation, molecular function: omega-amidase activity. Gene Ontology annotation, cellular component: mitochondrion.
AUGCGAGUGCUCUUACGAAUCCCUUUGGGACUCCCCAGACUUCACCCAAAAAUUCGCCUGAUGUCUACAUCCAGCAAGAUCGAUGUCCAGGGGACUUCCUUCAACAUUGCACUGAUUCAACUGGGUGGCAUCGGAGCAGACAAACCGGCCAACUUGUCGAAGGCCCGGACGAAGAUCGCCGAAGCCGUGCGCGGGAACGAGCAGGGACUAAAGCCCCAAGUAGUCGUCCUGCCGGAAAUCUUCAACAGCCCCUAUGGAUCAAGCUACUUUGACAAGUAUGCCGAGGUGAUCGGAUGGCAUGAAUCGAAGGGCUCAGAUUGGAGGGUCGACCAGUGUGCCAGUCCAAGUAUCAAGAUGCUCAGUUCAGCCGCCAAGGAGGAGCAAGUUUGGUUGUUUGGUGGAUCGAUCCCCGAGAGAAGUCCAGAUGAUCCAACGAUCCUUUACAACUCAGCACCUGUUUUUCAACCCGAUGGAAAAUUGGUCGCCUUGCAUCGCAAGUUACAUUUAUUUGAUAUUGAUAUCCCAAAUAAAAUCACUUUCAAAGAGAGCGAGACCUUAUCAGCCGGUCGAGACCCUGUCACGAUAGUCGAAACUCCUUUUGGGAAAAUUGGACUCGGGAUCUGCUACGAUAUUCGAUUCCCUGAAAUGGCGAUGAUUGCCGCGCGCAGAGGUUGCAUCGCUAUGAUCUAUCCUGGCGCCUUUAAUCUCACCACGGGUCCCUUACACUGGGAGUUGCUCCAAAGGGCACGGGCUGUUGAUAAUCUGAUUUAUGUAUCAGCAUGUUCACCAGCGCGUAAUCCAUCGAGUGACUAUCAAGCUUGGGGACAUUCAAGCAUCAUUGAUCCAAUGGGACGCGUGAUGGCCACAAGCGAUGAAACAGAGGCCGUCAUACAUGGUCGGAUCGAUAUCGAUGAGCUUCUCAUAGCACGAAAAGGUUUGCCCAUCACCACCCAGCGACGCUUCGACGCAUACCCAGAUGUUUCCGUGCCCUUGUAA